Plectropomus leopardus (leopard coralgrouper) is the source of this 1856-nucleotide messenger RNA. RefSeq names its product argininosuccinate lyase (gene asl). Lineage: Eukaryota; Metazoa; Chordata; Actinopteri; Perciformes; Serranidae. Gene Ontology annotation, cellular component: cytosol. Gene Ontology annotation, molecular function: argininosuccinate lyase activity. The record is from RefSeq and is a predicted model, not a curated record.
UCGAGUCUACCUCGCUCGCGCGCACAGACUCGCGCAGCACGUCUAGAAGCUGCGAGGUCUGACCGUCAGCUCUUAUUCAGCGUCCCCUCAGCCCAAACUGGACACAACUGGUGCAGACACCGACAAAAAUGGCCAACACAGAGGGAAGUAAACUUUGGGGAGGUCGUUUCGUUGGAGACAUUGAUCCGAUCAUGGAGAAGUUCAACGCAUCCAUCGCUUAUGACCAGAGGAUGUGGGAUGCUGACAUCCGAGGGAGCAAGGCUUAUGUUAAAGCUCUGGAGAAGACAAAGCUGGUCACCACGGAUGAGAUGAACCAGAUUUUACAUGGGCUGGAUCAGGUUUCUGAGGAGUGGUCCAAAGGUGUUUUUGAGAUCAAAGCUGGAGAUGAAGACAUUCACACUGCCAAUGAGCGCAGGCUAAAGGAGCUGAUUGGUGCCCCUGCAGGGAAGCUGCACACCGGCAGGAGCAGAAACGACCAGGUCGUUACUGACAUGAGACUGUGGCUGCGAGAUGCCAUCUCAACCCUGACGGACAAUGCCCUGCAGCUGAUGUCGACCAUGGUGGAGCGGGCAGCAGCAGAAAUUGACGUCCUGUUUCCUGGUUACACCCACAUGCAGAGGGCUCAGCCAAUCAGAUGGAGCCACUGGAUUCUAAGUCAUGCUGUUGCUCUGAGCAGAGAUGUGGACCGGCUUCAGGAGAUCAAGAAAAGAGUUAAUGUUUUACCUCUCGGCAGCGGUGCCAUCGCUGGAACACCGUUUGACAUUGACAGGGAGCUGCUGCGGAAAGAGCUGGACUUUGAUGGCAUCAGUUUGAACAGCAUGGAUGCCACGGGCCAGAGGGACUUUGUUGCGGAGUUCUUGUUCUGGGCUUCGUUGUGUGUGACCCAUCUGAGUAAGAUGGCCGAGGACCUGAUGCUGUACAGCACGAAAGAGUUCUCCUUCAUCUCACUAUCUGAUGCCUACAGCACGGGCAGCAGUCUGAUGCCCCAGAAGAAGAAUGCUGACAGUUUGGAGCUGAUCAGGAGUAAAGCAGGUCGUGUUUUUGGCAGAUGUGCGGGGUUCAUGAUGACUCUGAAGGGCCUGCCCAGCACCUACAACAAAGACCUGCAGGAGGAUAAGGAGGCCAUGUUUGACUGCUACGAUACUGUUCACGCUGUGCUGCAGGUGACAACUGGAGUCAUUUCAACUCUCAAGAUUAACCAAAGUGUGAUGGAGGCGGCACUCAGUUCGGAUAUGUUGGCCACAGACUUGGCCUACUACCUUGUGAGAAAAGGGAUGCCGUUCAGAGAAGCCCAUGGUAUCUCUGGUAAAGCUGUGUUUGCAGCUGAAUCCAAAAAUGUGGCCUUGAAUCAACUCACUGUGGACGACCUGAGAGCUAUUAGCCCCCUGUUUGAAAGCGACGUAUCGUCAGUGUGGGACUACACGAGCAGUGUGGAGCAGUACAGCGCCCCUGGAGGCACAGCCAAGAGUAGCGUUGCUGCACAGGUGGAACACCUGAGGAACUGGCUGAAGAAACACACACAGUGACCUCAACCUAAUUUCACCUUAAAAAUUUGAAUCAGGUUUAUUGCCACAAUUUAGAUUCCUGUUAAAAUGUCAGACUGAGGUCAAAGGGACUUAUUUAUGACUUGAAACCUACGUUGCCUUUCAGACAUUCUUCUUCCUACUUUUUAACUACAUGUGACAUUUCAGUUGGCUGUUACCAUAGACAGUAUAUAAAGAUAUACAGAUGUUAUACAGAUAUACACCUUUAUAUACAGUCUAUGGCUGUUACUAUUGGACAUGUCAAUUGAUCAUGCAUCAGUCAUGUGUAAGUGAGGACCCGGCAAUAAAUAAAUGUUAAGUUUUACACACUGA